Messenger RNA from Frieseomelitta varia, 2949 nucleotides. RefSeq lists its product as uncharacterized. Lineage: Eukaryota; Metazoa; Arthropoda; Insecta; Hymenoptera; Apidae. The record is from RefSeq and is a predicted model, not a curated record. Bases 1161 to 1775 code for a protein of 204 amino acids. The transcript is spliced from 3 exons.
UCUCUCUGUGAAAUCCUAUGACGAAAUUUCUAGCGACGCGUUAAUUACUUGGAGAUUUUAAUAAUAAUUUUGUUACUUUAUUGACCCUGAUCUUGUUGGCGAUGCAGACUGUAAUAUAUAGAUAUAUUGCGAUCUAUACGUCGUAUCGAUUUAAGGACGAAUUAAACAAAAAAAAACCAUAAUCCGCGUUUCAUUAUUGGCAACGAUAUUAAACGUAGAGGUAGAGAAGCGGUAAAAAGAAAAAAAAAGCAAGAAAAAAGGAAAGAGGAAGAAGGAGGGCCAGCCAAGUGGAAGAUGAUAGAAGAAGGAAGAGAGAGAGAGAGAGCAAUGUCAAAAACUAACUGAAAACCGUAUUGUAACUCGUAAACGACUUUUCUGUCUAAUUAUUAGCUCUAUUCGUUCUGACCCGGUAGGAAACGUGUGUUAAAGGGGGGGAGGGGGGGGGAUCGAGAAAAUGUAUAGAAAACGAGAAACCAUUUAAACGAUUACCCAUUGUACGUCUCUUUAAAUCCUACAAGUGCCAAGUUGGUGAGAAAAAAAGUCCUUACAAAGGCUCGUGUUAUUAAGUAUCAAUUUCCAACGCAGGAGAGAGAGAGAGAGAGAGAGAAAGAGAGAGAGAGAGAGAGAGAGAGAGAGAAGUAUAUUUCGCGAAGAGAUUAACUCUAUCAGUUUACCGAACCAAUCAAACAUGGAGCUCGACAAUCCGGUUCAGAUUAUAUCAGUAUUAUGUCAGACGUUGUCGGGAUGGAACGCUCGACGUACAAGGGAAACUCGAAGACACGCUUCGUUUUUCUCGUCGUGCUUUCGAAAAGCAGAGAGAGAAUUUCGCCCGAAUUUCGGAAAGUCAACAAUCAAGCUGAUAGAGUUUGAAACGCGUGAGAACGCAAGGAAGAGUGACGGAACUUAAUGAUGACGAAAACGUGCUUUUAUUCGUAUUGUACGCAGUUAGGCAGCAUGGAACCGCGACGGUACUACUGAGAGCUUAAAAAAAAAAAAAAAUUCACCUUCAAUCUCGAACGCGUCGAGGAGGCGGUCGAGGUCCUCUGUUAAUUCGGAUUCAAACUGGGAAAUUGGUGAAAGUGGAGGGGAGAGGGGGGGGGGGAAGCGUUUGAACAAAGAUCGAGCAGUGGUGAGGCGGUGUAAAACGUGAAAAUAAACGGAUGUCUGUGCGACACAGUAAAAGAAGUAAAAGAGAAAGGAAGAGAAAAAAAAAAAAAAUCACGAAAUCAUAUCGACUCUUCUUAAUUUAUUCUCCUCAGCCACUCCCGAAGACCUACCUCUCCGCUCCUGUCGUCUUUCCUCUCUCGUCGAGGUCCUGCGGGAUCCUGGGCACCUCAUCGGCCGCCAUUCACAGAAUCACCGAGAGCAGGGAGAUCCUGUCGCGAAUCAUGCAGGAGGAGUGCUGCUGGUUCGCCACUCAGUCCAGAUGCGGUGUCUCCAGGAUUUCCGACGGCGUCGUCGCGGGAAAUCUUGAUGCAAAGAGAUCAAUCUGUUGGUAUUUUUCGUGCCAGCAACCAAGAAACAAAGAAUGCUUCUGUCGAGGCAACACGAUGACCCAUCCGACGGAGGUGUUACGUCGACGAGGGAACUACGAGUCGUUUAUCAGCGAAAGAGGCGACGGUGGCUACGUGAUAAUCAGCGCAUCCGCCGAUGGGAAUCGAAACAACAACAACAACAACAGCAGCAGCAGCACCGAGGACGAUGAAUUUGGCAACGAAAUUUGCAAGAAAACAACUUCGAAGAAAAAUCCGGAGAAAAACGAUGGGAGCAUUUGAUAAGAUUACUUCCAAGCUCUUACGUUCUCUAACGAGGUAUCAGUUUUCAUUGGUGAGGGUAACAUUUGCUGAAAACUACAGAGUUUAUACGUAGAAAGACAGUGAACAAGUCACUAAAAGGAUUCUGUUUAAUUUCUGCUUAUUAAGUACAGUGACUCCCAUUAAUAUUCGAACGCUUGAAUAUUGAAGGUGUUAUAAUAGCUUUUCUGUUUUUUCUAUUUUUAUUUCAUUUGAUCACAUCAACCACUUGUGCAGAUUAUUAGCAAUUUGGAAUCUUACAAUUCAUUGUAAAAGUUAGACACUGUCUUAGAAAGUGUGUAUUAAUUUAAAGGCUGCUUCUUUAGCUUUCAGGUUGUCAGUCAGGGAACUACCUGUGUUUAGUCCAUGUCUAUUCGCAUUUUCUGCACUGGACAAUAAUACGUUUCACUGUCAAUUGAACUUUGCACAAAACACAAGUUGGGAGAUCUUGAGAUUGGUGUUAUGAUUUUGUUGAAAGAAAUUGUGUGAUGGUGAACUUGGAUUCACUUCAAAGCUUGAAACCUCUACUUUUAAAAUAGACGUUUAAAAUCGUUCAUUUUAUACUAAUUGUGAGAUGUUCUCAUACCGCAAGAUGUUCAUGUAGCAGAUGACAAAGUGAAGACACUUUUCUCAUCUAAAAUGCUAUGAAUUGUCUGACUGUACAGAAACGUUGACAAAUUUCUUUUGUGACUGAAUCCACGGUAGAUUUGAAGAUUAAAACCUCCUCUUUGCAACAACCCUUCAAAACUUAUUACAAUUUCUUGAAAAGUUCAAUAAAACAGCGACAAAGAAUUACACAUGAAGCUUGCCAAGGUGGCAUUGUGAAGGAGAGACUUCAAUCUUCAGACCUAUUAUAAAUUUAAAAAAAUUAGACAAUUCAUAGCAUUUUCUAGAAAAAAUAUCUGAGAAUAAAACGGACAGUGCAUUUCGAGAACGGAGACUUCAAGGCUACCGACUUCUUUUCUCACAAAAGUUACAACAGUUUAAAUAUUUGACGUCUGAAUAUUAAUAGGAGUCGCUGUAAAUAUAACGCCGUUUCUUUCAAAUAUAACGUUCAAUACUUUAACACAUUCGUGAUACAUAUAAUAUUAAUAUUCGAAACAAGCAUAAGAACAUGUGUGUGGAAAUAUUAGAAACAACAGAUGUGUACCGUGUU